Molecule: messenger RNA, 21557 nt
Organism: Caenorhabditis auriculariae
Lineage: Eukaryota; Metazoa; Nematoda; Chromadorea; Rhabditida; Rhabditidae
Source: the annotation of a GenBank genome assembly
AUGUCAUUAUGGUGUAACAAAUGGAAAAAGAAAAAGCAAGUUUUCGCUUCGGGACCUUUUUUUGGUGCAGCACUUUGAAAUUUUCAAAAAAAAUUUUUUUAUUUUUUUCGUAAUUUUUUUGACGGUUCUUUUUUUAUUUCAUGUGCAUAUUGAACACAUAAAAAGUGUUAUUUUUUUAAAAAAAUUUGUGUCGAAAAAAAUUCAGAAGUUUAUGAAGUUUAAAAGGCGCAGGGUAGCUUUUUAAAAAAAUGACUGCGCCUUUAAUAGUGAAAUUAUUGAAAUUUAGAAAGAAGUUUUUUUCAAAAAAAACGUGUUGAAAUUAUCAAUGGAGCGAACUUUUCCACAGGAAUUUUUUUGCAAUGUAUUCAUCGUCAUUGUUGUGGGAAGAACAGAAAAUUCAAAAAGGAAAAAAAGCAAUUUUUUUCGCUUCGGGACCUUUUUUUGAGCGGAAGUUGACAGUAAAUUAAAAAUUUUUUGGUUUUUUGUUUUUCCGGGAUUUUUCAUUUCAUGUGAAAAUUGAACACAAAAAAAUUUAUUUUUUUCGAAAAAAAAUUAUGGCGAAAAAAACAUCCAGAACUUUAUGAAGUUUAAAGGCGCAGGGCGGCUUUUUGAAAAAUCGUCUGCGCCUUUAAAAAGUAGUGGAAAUUCAAAAAAAUAACGUUGUUCAAAAACGUAUAGAAGUUAUCAAUGGAGCGAAUUUUCCAUAAAAAAAGUUAUUUUUAGGUUUUUCAAUGUAUUCAUUUUUCAAUAUAAUUUAAAAAAAUGGGAAAUUUAAGAAAAAAAGCAAUUUUUUUCGCUUCGAGACCUUUUUUGGGAGUAGCACUUGAAAUUUUUUUCAAAAAAAUGAAUUUUUUUGGUUCAUAUGCAAAUUAAACACACAAAAACAGUAAAUUUCAAGAAAAUCGUGACAUUUUUUUAAAGGAGCAUGACCUUUUGUCGAAAAAUAUUUUGAAGCGAAAACGAUUUUUGUCUCAACUAAGUGGGAAUAAAGUACGACCCGCCGUCUCCUAUCUUUUGGAAACCCGAAAAAGAGAAAAAAAAAACAGAAAAAUUGACAAGAAGAGACGUUUCGCUGAAAAAUUGGUUGUUACAUCAGCCCGUCGCCGUCAAUGAUAAUCAGCGACGGCGACGAUAUCAGUCAGUUCGCCAGCCGACGGCCGGUCACUCCAGUCGACCUUCCCUUCUCAUCAUGGGGUUCGUUUUCCGCUUGUUUCUAGGAUUUUAUCAGAAAUUUUUAUGAAAAAGAAGGUUUCUCCGAGUUUUGAGCUUCCUGAGCUAUAUAGGGAAUAUAUUUUUUUCAAUGAAUUUUAUUUUUGAAAAAAAUUUUUUCUUUCUUUUUCGGCUCAGGAAAUGACCAACUGUGUGCUGAUUUUACGAUUUUUGCAAGAUUUGAGCCGAAAAAAAUAUUUAUCCGGGUUUUUUUCACUCGAAAUUAACAAGUUUUUUUGGACUUUUUGGAUUUGGAAAAUAAUUAAUUUUGAGCCCAUUUUUUUCCCUCUCGGCAAAAAAAUAUCAUGGGGUUCGUUUUUCCGCCGUUUUUCUAGGAUUUUAUCAGAAAAUUUUUUUAUGGAAAUAAAGGUUUUUUUCCAAGUUUUGAGCUUCCUGAGCUCUAUAGGGAAUAUUUUUUUCAAUAAAUUUUUUUCUGUAAAAAAAUUUUUGACUUACUAGAUGUAAAAAAAGUGUGCUGAUUACAAUUUUUCUAGAAUUUUGAGCCGAAAAAAAAUAUUUAUCCGGAAUUUUUCACUCGAAAUAACAAGUUUUUUUGGAUUUUUUUCGGGUCUUGGAUGGAAAAAUCCAUGAUGAGCUCAAUAGAACCCGCCGAACUUCACAGCAAAGUUUUUUUCCGAGUUCUAAGCUUCCUUAGCCUGCCCCCCUCCCCCCGCACCUUGCAAGUGCUUCAGGCUAGGCCGCCCCCUUAAACGGGAUAUAUUUCGUAUAAAAGUCUGAUUUUUGACAUGGAAAAAAAUUAGCGCUUUUCGAGCUGAGCUUAGAAAAUGACCUGGGGGGUAUAUGCUCACGGAUCGUCUUUUCCCCCUGGCGUGGAAACCUCCAAAGUUUCUAUGGAUAUAACGGUUUUUUUCAAAUUUUGAGCUUAUUCAGCCUGCCUCCCCCCUUGCAAGUGCUUCAGGCUAGGCCGCCCCCGCCCCCCUCUCAAACGGGAUAUAUUUCGUACAAAGGUCUGAUUUUUUUGACAUGAAAAAAAGCUUAGCGCUUUUUUUCAAAUUGUGAGCUUAUUCAGCCGUCUGAAACCAGAAAUUGAGAAUCAUGAGCCCCCAAUUUCUCGGCAAAAAUCAUGGGGUCCGUUUUUCCCUUCCAUUUCCGUGAUUAUACGAAAAAAAUUACUGGAAAUAACGGUUAUUCAUAUUUCAAGCUUCCUUGGCUUCACAUAAAGCUUUCUAGCCGCAUUCGGAAUGGCUUAACGCGUUGCGGUCGCGUCGCGGCUCAUUAUAGAUAUUCAAACUAACCUAAUUUUCCAGUCAACGUUUUCAAGCUCCGAAGCUAGGCUUCCUAUAAAAGCUGUAAAAUCGAAAAUCACGAAGUACUGGCGAAUUUUUAGCCGAAUUUCCGUUUACGGAAGAAUCAUCAUAGCGUUUUUUCAAAAUUUUAUUGGAAAAUUAUUGAAAAAAAACGGUUAUUUCCGAGUUUUAAGCUUCCUAAUCCUGACGUAAAAGCUUUCUGGUCGGCAUUCGGAAUCGCUUAACGCGUUGCGGUCGCGUCGCGGCUCAUUUUUGAUACUUAAACUUGAGAGUUCAGAGAAAAAAACCAAUGAAAACUUCAAUAUUCUGAGAAAAAAAUUGGAAAAAUUAUUAUUUUUUUGGACACUCAAAUGAUCAACUAGAACUAAAAAUUUUUCCAAAAAAAUUUCAAUUUUUUUCAAGAAAAUGACGCGCCGAGCCAUUCCAAAUGCGGGCCUUAGUUUUAUUGCAACUCAUCAAUAAGGAAAAAUACGCUUGGUUCGAUCAAAUAAUUGAAAUUUGAUCCUCUUAAAUUCAUUUCUAGAAACGUAUUAUUUCCUGCCAGAGUUUUUUCCCACCAGGGAAUGUUCUCAGCUCACAGUGCGACUUCUGAAUGAGGCUCACUAGAUGUAGUUUUUCACGCUGAUUCCAAAUCUGGUCUCAAAAACUGCCGAGGAGGUCUGUGAAAAAAGUUAGAGGCUCUCAAAGUCGGAAAAUGCGAUGUCUCCGAUGAGCUCUUUUUUGAAAGGUAUAUAGUCCUUGUCACGGAAAAUUAAUUGGUUUUUUUUUCAUUUUUCUACGCUGAUUCCGAAUCUGUGAUCAAAAGUUACUCUUGAGGCUUGUGAAAAAAGUUGAGGCUAAAAAAAAAUCAAUUUUUUUUUCGUGAUAAGGACUAAAUACCCUUCAAAAAGGAGCUUUUUCGACUUUGAGAGCCUCUAACUUUUUUCACAAUCCUCGAAUGCAAUUUUUGAGCCCAGAUUCGGAAUCAGCGUGAAAAACUACCUCUAGUGAGGAAUCCCACUGUGAUCUGAGAACAUUCCCUGUUCAGAAUACUCGACAAAUGGCUUUUUUAUCGUUUUCAUAUCAUAAUAAAGCCGAAAAUCAUCAUUUUCAAAGGUAUAAAAAACUUGUUUACGAAGAAGAACGGCCGGGGUGCUGAUAAACCUUUUCUGGGCUGAUAAUUAGACCUAUUGGAUGAUAUUUUUGAUGAUAAGAUGGAAUUUUUUCAGUGAAUGGCCACCAGGACGCAACGCCGCCAGGGAGACGUUUGGUGACGAGUGAGUUUUGGGGGAAAAGUUGAGGUUUUUGAAGAUAAAACUCGAAUUUUUCCUAGUCUUACUAUUAGUCGGGAAGUUUUUGAAAAACAGCCAGAAAAUUCCUUUCUAGGAACGCCAGAGUGACCCCUAUAGGGUCCUUGAAAAAUCCCCUCUAGUAAUCACUUCAUCAAAUUUUAAAUAUUAACAGAAACAAAGUUAAAAUACCCCUAUAGGGGUCGCUCAAGCUUUGAGGACCUAUACCUUCAAAGGUAACCAUAGGGGCCCUUGAAGGUUACCCUCUAAAGAUCAAUUUUCGUUCCCUCUAGGGGCUACUAAAGCUUGCAAAAGUGGUCACUCUAGGGGAGCAUUCUAGUCGUUUAUUGUCAUAAACUCUAUGAGAAAAAAGCAUUUCUAUGCAUAAAGCUCAAAAAAUUGGAAGAUCCCUAUAGGGGCCACUUAAGCUUCAAGGGGGCAGAGGCCAGAACCCAAACCUUUGGAAGGAAAACCGGAAUUUUACCCCUAUAGGGGCUGUUUUUUGCCUGACCCCUAUAGAGACCACUCUGCCGAAAGAAUAUUCUGAAAGGAUCGGCCUAAAGAAUUUCCUAGUUUUCGAGAAAUAAGGUCUCAAAGCCCAAAAAUGGCCCAUUUUUGAUGAUUUUGAGGGUUUUUUCUGACUUUGAGGUGUCCUUUUUAGGAAACUAGAAUAUUAUGCAAGCUGAGACUUCCAGGAACCUUUUUUGGUACAUCAAGAAGUAUUUUGGCGAUUCCGGAGGAUACAAUCAAACGUAUAUGUUACCAAAUGCAUCAAGAACUUGAUUUGAAUCCGUAAAGUGAAGUAGAAAAGAGAGAUUGUCCGUGGAGCGGAUAAGAUCUGCCUUUUCGAGGUCAUUUUUUCGAAAUGAUUAAGAGAAAAAUUCAGUUUUAUCGUAUCACUUUUGCAGAGUAGGAAUUUAAAAAUUUUCAUCAAUUCUCAACUUUUUCACAGCUUUUUCAAAAACGGGUUUUCUGUAUUUGUAGAGAUCCUACCGUAACCGUACUACAGUAAGAGGGAAUGGCUCAAAAAGUUUCUGAUAAAGAGUUAUCACACUGGAUAAAUUUUCAUCAAAAUCAAAAAAAUAAUUUUUUUGUGCCCAGGGUGACCAAAAAACCAACUCCCCUAACACAAAAAGUACCGUAUCUCGAAAAAUUUCUACAGUAAUCUAAUAUGGUAUGUACUGAAAAAGUUUCUGAAAUUGCAUUACCUAUCGAUUGAUAUACAACUUGCCCAUGAAAAAAAUCACCAAUACUUAGAUACGCAGGUGACCACCCACCUACCGUAACCCGGCUACAGUAAGAGGGAAUGGCUUAAAAAGUUGUGUCCGAUUCCUAAAAUCCUCAGAAAUUCUUCCCGAAAAGGAGAAAAUUGAAGGUUCUCGAAGCUCCAUGUGGACACGCAACUCUCGACGUCCCACGCGAUCCCCCUGAAAAACGUAGACCCCGUCGUGACGCCCAUCUACCACACCAGCACGUACCGGUUCAAGACCGUCAACCUCUACAAUCAGGCGAAUCAUGUUAGUCCAAAAAGGGGGCAUCAUUGGGGCGAUUCCCCCUCGUUCUUGAGAAACGACAGUACUUGAGUAGUAACGCGUUCGAGAAAGUCUAGUAGUAGUGAUAGAGGGGGGGGGGAGGUAUAUAAAAAAGGGAGGUCAUUUUACUUUGUAAUAGAGAAAUCUCUCAAACUCGGCCAGAACACUCCUUGAAGUACCAGAAGAAGAUCCUGAAAGUCUCAACCUACAAAAGUUCCUAGUUUUUGAGAAACAAGGGCUCGAAGCCUCCCCCCCCAAAAUGGCCUUUUUGACUGAUUUUGAAGGUUUUUUUUCUCGGUUUUCCGGUGGCUUGUUUCUCUCCCCCCCCUCUUCGCGAAAUGACAGUACUCGAGCAGUGAUGGGUUAGGAAAGUGUCGUAGUAGAGGGGGAUUUUUUUCAAAAGGGGCGGAGCCAGUCUUGUAAACAAUUUUUUUGAUGUGAUCCCCAUAUGAGCUCAAAAAAAUUCAACUUGAAAUUUUGGUGUUUUUUUGAAAAUCCCCCCCUCGUUCCUGCGAAACGACAGUACUUGAGUAGUAACGCGUUCGAAAAAGUCUAAUAGUAGUAAUAGAGGGGGGAUAUUUAUCAAAAAAAGGGCGGAGCCCGUCUUGUGAUCCCAAUAUGAGCUCAAAAAAAUUCAACCUGAAAUUUUUGUUGUUGUUGAAAAUUCCCCCUUCGCGAAAUGACAAUACUCGAGCAGUGAUGCGUUAGGAAAGUGUCGUAGUAGGGGGAUUUAACAAAAAGGGGCGGAGAAAGUGUUGUGAACAUUUCUUGGAUCUUGUUGUCAUCUCAAUAUGAGCUCAAAAAAAUUCAACCUAAAAUUUUGGUUUUUUUAAUUCAAGCAAACUCUUUUUUUCAAUAAUUACUAUUAGGGGGGGGCGAAUGUGGUCUCACCUCCGGGGCCUCUAACUUAACCCCUAUUGGGGCCCCGAAAAUCUGGUAUAGGGCCCCCUCUAGGGGUUGAAUUAAAAUGGGCCUCAUGAGACUGACAAUUUUUUCACUCAAAUUGAAAGCGUGGACGUUGGGACUUCGAUCGACCCUUGUGGCUUUCUCCGGAUUAAUCAUCAGGAUUUGUGCUUCCUGUAUCUUGAGCUGCUUCAUAUCCGCAAGCUCGUGCAACUUAUAUUCAUCUUCUCAGCGAGUUUCCUGACAGACCUCGGAUUUUGACUGAAGAAGUCGCGGACCUUUUUUUAUUUUCUGCAGAUGUAGCCGUGGCCGGUCGUCCAUUCCUUGAGUGGUCUUCUGUUGUGCCAAGCUAGGGACCGCAAAGCCACGCCCCUUUUCGCGAUAGAAAAAGUGGCUUUUUUUUGGUUUUCAACUUUCAUUUUGUUGUAGUUGCAAAAUAUAUGGAACUGGAUAAUAAAAUUUGACACACAUGUACAGAAAAGCUUCCUCUUUCAUUUGAAAAAUAUUUCACGCUUUUUUGAUGCGUUCUCGCGGAAUUUCGUACAAAAACGUGAAUGGAACUAAAAAAUGUUGUCAUUUUUUUGCUUUUUUUCAUGUGUUUUUCAGGUCGAACGCACUCUUUCUUUUUUUAUUAAAAUGAUUUUGAUUCAAGUAACGGAAAUUUUUAAAACAAUAAAAUAAAAAAUUCGUCUUUGCCAAAAAUUUUAGGGAGUGCCGAAAGUCAUAAUUCAAAAUAUCGUUAAUAAGCGAAUAUAAUCGAGUUUUUGUUUUUUCAAAAUUUAGACCAUGGGCUUACUUAAAUAUUUCUCCACAGAAUAUGUGCUUGAAAAAAAGUUGUUUAAUACACAAAAAAAUGCUCUUGAAACUAGAGAAUAAAAUUAGCGGCGUUUAUCACAAAAAAAGCGGUCGAACGCAGGUUUUUUUCAAACGAUUAUAUACAUUUAUUAGUAAAAAAAUCUUUCAAUUAAAAAGAAUAAAAUAAAAAAAUUCGUCUUUGCCAAAAAAAUUUACGGGGCCGUUUUUAAUGCAGCGAUCGUUAAACGAGGCAAAAAAAGCACUAAAAAAACAGCUUUUUUUCGAAGUGAAUUUCCACGGAAAGUUUAGGUAAAGAUUUGCGAACAUAUUCUGAUAAAAAAAUAGCUAAAUUACUUCAAACUUUUUCUUUUUUUAAAAUAGGCAAUCUGUGCUAUCCAAACGGCUCAAGGGUAAGGGGGUGGAAGCUCCCCUCGCCAGACCUAACAGCUUGGCGCAGCGCGUGCGCUGCGAAUUUUCAUUUUGAGGUCGCGAGUUCGAUACCCGCAAGCGUCAGUCUUUUGUUUUCUGGAAAAUACCGACUUUUUCGGCAAACUAGCAAAUUUUCAUUAUUUUAACACUCUAUUAUGAUUUGUUACAUCAUAAUAAACCAGUAUCAAAACUUGUUCUAGAAGAAAAAUCGAGAAAAAUGUCAAAAAUGGAUAAUACCAAAAUUUCAGUACUAAAAAAAUGGUGCGCGGCGCGCCACAUUUUUCGUCAUAACUUUUUUCAACCUCAAUCUUUUUCGAAAAACUGAACGGUUCUGAGUUUUAAAUCGAAACAGCUAUCAAACCAUACAAAACUCGAUGCUGAAAAAAAUUUUUUGAAAAUUCGUCUGCGGUCCCUAUGCCAAGCACAUUGAAACGUUUAAUGAUCUUGGACACCAACGACGAGUGGACGUCGAGUUGUUGAGAGAUGAAAGAGUUGCUGUGACCGUCUUGAUGAAAUUUCAGAGUUUCAGGGCGCAUGAAAUUUUGACUCGUCUUUCUGUAUAAUCGUAAUAAAUUUUUCAAUAAUUUUAUAUCAAAACAUGCAUAAAGGUUCAACAAACCCUAUCAUCAAAAAAAGAACAAAUAAAAAUAGGGAUGAGAGGCAUCCGGGCGGGUCAAAGUUUGCGUCCGUAAUUUCUGCGCACCCAGUAGGUCCCUUACUCUUUCAAACAACUUCCCUUGAACAAUUUUUUUAAUUUACCAGUAUUAGAGCCUCGAAUUGUUAAAGGGGUUCAAACAAAGCUCAGGGGCCUCUAAAAAUUUUCUCUCUAUUUUACCCCCCACUUUUUUUCUUUUUAUUUUUUUCGUUGAAAUUUCAAGCCACCCUGCUGAAAAUUUUUGCGUUGUUCCGCAAAAAGGCUCGAAGAAAAAGUUUUUUUCAAUCUAAAAUCGUUAGACUUAUUGACUUUGAAUUUAAUUAGAACAGUUUUUCUGUCUCAAAGAGAAAUUUAAACAACUGGAGAAGAAAUUUUGAUGAUGUGAUUCUUGCUCGAUCAGCGCUAAUUUUAGUUCAACUUGAUGCAAAAAUCAAAGAAAAAUAGCCUUUUUUUCUAUGCAUUUCAAUGCAUUUUGACAGUUUCUUAACUUCAAAAAAAGUUAUUUUUAAAAUAUUUUUUUCCAGGGCCAAAACUUCGUCUACCGCCGUUGUGGAAAUCCGACGACGGAAAAACGUUGAAGUGAUCAUCAAUGAACUGGAAGGAGGUUAUUAUAUAUAUAAAUUGGGCUGUGCGCCUUCAAAAAAAUUCUUCGAGCAGGUUUUUUUAAAUAUGAGUAAUUUUUAGGAGCCGCUUCUCUGCUCUACAACUCUGGUCUGGCCGCCCUCAGUGCGGUUUUUCUCGAGUUCCUCGGGUCCAGGACUCAUAUGGUAAGGGGUGAUCAUCAUAAUGAUUAUUUUGAUUUGAAAUUUGGCUUUUUUUCAUUUUUAGAAUGGGUGUAGGUCUGUUAGAAAGUCGUAGUUGCACUGGGAAAAAAAUAUCAAUCAAAACUAACUUUUCAGUUUCAAGUUGCUUUUAAAUUCAAAAAAAAAAGAAGGCUUUUGAUGUUGAAGAUAAAGCUUUAUUGAAACAAGAAUAUUGGUUUUUUUGAUAGUUCAUUUGGAAAGUUAUGGCCGCACUUGGAAUGGCUCGAAGCGUCGCGGUGUUUUUUGAAGCCAAUUUGGAGCCUAGGAGCUUGAUUCAAUGCUUUCUUGUGCCCUUAGGCGCAAGUCGUUUGAACUCGGCAGGAAUUAUGCUCCGGGCAGACCCUAUCUGGGAUGCGGCCUUCAAACUUUCGGUGCUUUUUCUCGCACAUUCAGGGGCACAACCGAGCGCGGAGUCAGUUUUUUGCGCAAUGACCUCGAGAGUGGAGUUUUCAAAAUUCCGAGUCAAUUCAGUGCAAUUUCAGGGGAGAAAGCGAGCGAAAAAAGCGAAUCUCAAAUCUGUAAUUUUCUCAAAUUCAAUUCUAAAGUUUUAUUUAGUAGAUCUUUUGAAAUUGAAUAGAAACUCCUUCUAUCGUAAUAGCUUACUUUCCGCACCUUAUUUGCGCCCAAUGGGAAUAGGUUAAGCCCCGUUGAUAAUAAUUAUUUUUGUUCCCAUGCAAGUUGAAUUUCGUGGUCAGCACUGUGCAGCCUCUCCUUUCGCACGAAAAAGACUCGAAAAUGUUACGGUUUGUCACUACCACUUGCAAAGUGCAAAAGAUGGGAAAAAGAGAGCAAAUCUGGGGGUUGCACUGGGCCGAGGUAUCUGCCGAGAAGUCGGGCGCGUUUUGAAGCGGUAGCUUUGCGUUGAGCCAUUCCAAUUGCGACAAAUAACAGUUUUUCCUACUAUUUCAUGAGUUAUAGCAGAUAUUGUGAACCUUUUUGAGACUUAGAUACUUACUUACUUACUUACUUAGAUACUUAGAUGGUCCAUCUUCGCUUUCGAUCUUUUAUUGCCUUUUAUUGAUCGAAGCGUGGACCACACGUUUUCCAGGAGGUCUUAUGCAAUCGGUCAUCCAGUGUUGUCCUGGUUGACUGGUAUUCUUGCGAAAAAGUUCCAUCCGUGGUGUUGAACGUGUUAUAGCAUAAUUUUGGUCUGAUUAUCCUUUUUGCCUUGCCAGGGCUAAAAAAGACCGCCCAUUCUGUUAGCAGAAGCAAGCCGAACUGCGUGACCGGUGUACCGUUAGCCGCCAUAAAUGGCGUUGCCUCCCCAUCACCGCGUAGAGGUGGUACUUGAAGGGGUUGAGACUUAGAAGCUUGAUUAAAUGCUUUUCUAUGAACUCAAGCGCAAGUCGCUUGAAGUCGGGCGCGUUUUGAAGCGAUUGCUUUGCGUUGAGCCAUUCCAACUGCGACCAAGAACAAUUUUUCUACUGUUUGCAUGAGUUAUAGCAGAUAUUGUGAACCUUUUUGAGACUUAAAAGUUUGAUUUAGCCCCCCCCCUUCCCCAAGCGCCAAGUCGUUUGAAGUCGGGCGCGUUUUAAAGCGAUAAGUUUGCGUUGAUCGCAUUUGGAAUGGCUCAAAGCAGAUAAUCUGAAGUUGAUGCUUUUCUGUACCCCUAGGCGCAACUCUUUUGAAGUCGGGUGCGAAAAAAAGUCAUUUUUCCUUCAGAUCGCACUGUGCCCGUUGUACAGCGGAACUUAUUCUUUCCUCACUGAGACUAUGGAACGAUUCGGGGUUGAGGUGAGGAUUUUCCCAAGAAAAUCAAGAUCAAAAUGAAUUUUUCAGAUCACUUUCAUCAACAUCGAAGAGGAGCCCGACGUGAUCGACGCCCUUGAAAACAGCAUCCGCGACGCGACUAGAGUGAUUUUUUGAAUUAUUUGAAUAUUUUGACGCCUAGGAACAACUUGGCAAUGAUAGAAUUACAUGGGGAGGAUUGUGGUUUUUUUAAUAUUUUUCCAAAAAAAUUUUAAUAAAAUUAGAGAUUUUUCAAAGUCUUGAAGAAGCUUCUCAGUCAUAUAAUUACAGAUAUUUCUUGAUGAAAAAAAUUUAGGAUUUUUUUAAGUUCCGAGAAGAUCCACAAUGAUAGAAUUACAUGGGGAAAAUUGCAAAUUUUUAAUAUUUUUCUUGGAAAAAUUUUUGGAUUGAGUUUGAAAAAAAUUUAGGAUUUCUUUUUAAGUUCCGAGAAGAUUCAAAAUGAUGGGAUUACAUGGGGAAAAUUACAAUUUUUUUGACAUUUUUUUCUAAAAAAAGAGUUUUCAAAGUUUUGCAGAAGCUUCUUAGUGAUAAGAUUACAGGGAGCUUGAAUAUUUCCCUUGAAAUUUUUUGGAAAUAGGUUUUGGGAAAAAUUUAGGAAUUUUCAAAACUUUGGAGAAUCUCCACAAUGAUAGAAUUACAUGGGGAAAAUCGAAGUUUUCAUAUUUUCCUGAAAAAAAUUUUGUUGAAAUAAUAUCUAGAAAAAAAUUAGGGUUUUUUUGGAACCUAGAAGAAGUUUUUCUAAUGUGAAGAUUACAUGCCGAGAACUUGAAAAGUUCAAUUUUUUUCAGUUCAAAAUUGUUACUUUUUUUGAAUUUCUCUCUUUGAAUUACUCGAGAAAUUCUUGAUUUCCGUGCCCCAAUAGAUUUGGUGCCUUAUUUUUUUAUUGGAUUUCGGGGAAAACCUUGAGAAUUCCGCUACAAAAUGGGCUGUAAAACGGCGCCGCGAGGAUCGUAUAAUAUAUAAUUUUGACCCCAUGAAAACAGUUGUAAACUGCGGCCGCUCUUUGGCGCAUGGCUUGAAAUUGCGUUUUUCACAUUUUCUGUGAUUUUUUUGAGUCGAUUCAUAGCCUUCUGAAUCAUUUAAAGGCGCAUGGAGAUUUUUGAAUAAUUUUUUUAAAAUUUGGCUCUGCGCCUUUAAAUAAUUAAGAAGACUCUGAACAGACCUAUGUCGCGAAAAAUUAAUGAUUAAAAAAAUUAAUUUGAAGAAUAAAGCUCAAAAAAAACAAUUUUAGAGGUUAUUUAAAGGCGCAGGAGGAGAUUAUAUUGAAUUUCGUGCCAGGACCCUUUUUGAAAGGCUUCUCUGCGCCUUUAAAUAAUUCAGAAGACUAUGAACAGACCUAUGGUGCGAGAAUUAAUGAUUGAAAAAUCGGGUUGAAGGAUAAAGCUGAAAAAAAAAUUAUUUAAGGGCGCAGGAGGAGAUUAUAGUAAAUUUCGUGACAGGACCCUUUUUGAAAGGCUUCUAUGCGCCUUUAAGCCUUUAAUGAGUUGUAGACGAAAACAAAAGUUGAAUAUGGAUUUUUUUUUUCUAGGAUUGAAGAGCGCAAAGAAAUUCUAAUAAAUUUCGUGCCAGGACCUUUUUUUCGAGUGGCUUCUCUGCGCCUUUAAGUUUAGAGUUUCAGGCUUUGAAUUGACAGCAAAACGAUAAAAAAUUUGUUAAGGAUGACUUUCUGGAAUAUAAAAGAGCGUAGAAAACGAUUGAACCAAAUCUCGUGCCAGGACCCAUUUUGACCCCCCUGCCCCUUUAGGACCCCCCUGCGCCUUUAAUGAGAGCGGUCUUUGGAUUGACAGCAAGACAGAAAAAAGUUGUUAAAGAUGACUUUCUACACGAUUAGAAGGCACAAAAAACGAUUGAACCGAAUUUCGUGCCAGGACCCAUUUUGACGCUCCUCUCUGCGCCUUUAAUGAUAGCAGGCUUUGAAUUGACAGCAAAACAGAAAAAAAAUUGUUGAAGACAACUUUCUGGAAUAUUAUAGAGCGCAGAAAACGAUUAAACUAAAUUUCGUGCCAGUACCCGUUUUAAAAGUCCUCUCUGCGCCUUUAAAUACAGUACCACAGCCUGGAUCCAAUUCAAGGAUUUUCAGAUCAUUUUCUUCGAAACGAUUGGAAAUCCGUCGAUGGCCGUGCCUGACAUUGCUGGAACCCUCAAAUUUGCGAAAAAAUACAAGGUUAAAACUCAAAAAUUUCAACUAACACUGUCAAAAAAAAUGGAGCAUAAACCGAUUUGAUAGGCACAAUUGUGACUUUAAAUUUCAAGCUUCAGACUAGAUUUUUUUGCGACUCUCUCAUUACGUGCUCCUUUUAUAACUGUAUGAUCUUCCCGGUGAGAGAGAAGAGGGCGCAGACAGGUCAGACUGUUUGAAAACGCUGGCGAAUGAGUUAGAGAUCAUCAGAAUUUUUUCAAGUUUUUGUUUCGUCUUGAGUUUCUUUCUUUUCUCUGUAGCUCUCCCAUGUUUAUGUGCUCUUUUCAUAACUGUAUGACCUUCUCGGUAAGAGAAAAGAGGGCGCAGACAGGUCAGACAGUUCAAAAGCUUGGCGAAUAUGGUAAUAAAAAAAGAUAGAAAAUUAUAUAAUUAUUUCUUUCGACUUCACCUUCUUCCUUUUCUCUGUGACUCUCCCCUAAUUACGUGCUCUUUUUUCAUAACUUAUUGGCCUAGCCUGUGAGAGAGAAGAGGGCGCAGACAGGUCAGACUGUUUGAAAACGCUGGCGAAUGAGUUAGAGAUCAUCAGAAUUUUUUCAAGUUUUUGUUUCGCCUCGGAUUUCUUUCUUUUCUCUGUAGCUCUCUCAUGUUUAUGUGCUCUUUUUAUAACUGUAUGAUCUUCCCGGUGAGAGAGAAGAGGGCGCAGACAGGUCAGACUGUUUGAAAACGCUGGCGAAUGAGUUAGAGAUCAUCAGAAUUUUUUCAAGUUUUUGUUUCGCCUCGGAUUUCUUUCUUUUCUCUGUAGCUCUCUCAUGUUUAUGUGCUCUUUUUAUAACUGUAUGAUCUUCCCGGUGAGAGAGAAGAGGGCGCAGACAGGUCAGACAGUUUGAAAAUGUCGUUUUUUGAGUAUUUUUUGAACUGAAUUUUGCAGAUUCUUUCCCUGGUCGACGCCACUUUCUCGUCGCCCUACAAUAUUCAGCCAAUCAAGCUCGGAGCUGAUAUCGUCAUGCAUAGCUGGUGAUUUUUGGUUUUGGAAAAAAUAGUCGUAUUUUCCCAAGCAGUCAAAAAGCCCUUGGAAAGUCCCGAGUCAGAUAUUUUCAAGAAAUUUCGCGUCUUUUCUGCUGGAAAUACGUAUCUACUUUUGAUAUUCGCUCUGGAACCUUCUUUGUAUUUUUUUUAGUGUCUCGAAGCGAAAAAGGUUACGGUAGCUUUUAGAACAAUAUAGUUCAAUUUUUAGGCCUUUUUGUGGAAUUUAUAGAUCUUUUCGUAAUUUUCUUGGACAGAGGUUGUUAAAAAUUGAUAAGUGAAAAAUAGAAAAAUAACUGAAAUUUUAAAAUCGGGAAUAGGGUUUGAAAAACUAAAAGAAAAUCAGGAAAAGACCCUGAAAAAUCGGGACUCAAAAAGGUAUCUCUUCAGCUCAAAAUACAUCGGUGGUCAUACCGAUACCAUUGGUGGGGUCCUGACGACGGCUACCAAAACCAACUGGGAACGGCUCAAGAAACAGCAACUCACCACUGGAAGCGCCUUGGUUUCAGAUCAUUUUUCUUUGAAAAGGGACAAAAAAUGGUUCAGUCGCCGUUCGACGCGGCUUUAUUGGCCAGAGGACUGAAGACGUUGGCGCUGAGGGUGGAGAAGAUCUCGAACAACGCCUUGGCCGUCGCCAAGUUCUUGGAGGGACACAAGAAGGUACUUCUUCUUGGGCUUUUGUGCUCCUUGGCGCGACGCCCUAUGUCGAUUUCAAAUUAUCCUAUCCUGAUAUCAGUGAUAAUGACGGACUGACCCUUAGUUGAAGCUCAAGUAGUAACUUUAGUGAUAUUUCAAAUUUUUGUACUGCUUUGAAAGUUAUAAAGAUGUGUUGAAAAGACACAUGGUUCACUAGUAUCCUUCCCUAAAGUGGCCACUAGCCCGAUUAUCCGUAAAAUGGUCAUUUUUAACUGGCUGACCCCUUAGUUAAAGCUCAAGUGGUACCUAAAGUGGUCUUUUAGGUUUUUUUCUGAUUUUAAAGUUAUAAAGAUGCAUUAUCAAGUCGUAUAGGGACGAUAGGUAUCCUCCCCUAGAGUGGCCCCUAACCGGAUUAUCCGCCACACGGUCAUUUUAAACUGGCUACCCCUCCAUUAAAGCUUAAGUGGCACCUAGAGUGGUCUUUUAAUUUUUUGUUAUGAAUAUGAAAUUACGAAUUUCAGGUCGUCAGAGUCAUCUACCCCGGCCUCGAGUCUCAUCCAGGACACAGAUUUGCAAAAGCGACAAUGAAAAAGUUCUCCGGCAUGAUUGCUUUCGACGUCGGAGACGCUGAUGAUGCGAUAAAGCUCAUUGAGGUUGUUUUUCGAAAAAUUACACUAUAAAAACGAGUACAAAAAUUACGCCAGCUUUUGGACGCUGGCGUCUUUUUGGUGCGCAGGCAUUUUUGGUGCAUUUUCCUAUAUUUUUUCGAAUUUUUUAUUCAUUUUGUUUAUAUACGAUCUUACAUUUCUAUCUCAUUCGAUCGAUUCACCCGCAAAAAUUUAUUAAUUUUUUGUCGACAUACAGGAAGAAAUCAACUUUCCAUAAUUUUGCCGAAAAGUGCUGCUUUCAUAUUUGUUUUGGAGCCUCGCGUAUAUUGACAAGAGAUUUUUCAUUGGGGCGCUCUUUUUCAAACCUCUUUGAUUCUUUUUUUUUUCUACUAUCUUCACGGCCGAGUCGGACAUUGGUAUAGUCUGUUCAGAUUUUUAAUGUCAAGUGCAAUGACGUCAUUCAAAAACACUCUGUGGAUGGCUCGUUCUCUGAUUGGUUUAUCGCACCUUUAUGGGCGGAGCUUGAGCAUCGACUUGACAUUCAAAAUCUGAACAGACUAUAACGCAAAACGAACGUGCUCCGGACGUUUCUGAGCAGUUCUAGGGAUCAUUUAAGAGUGCUAAAGCUACUAAAGCGGUCACUAGGAAUGCCCCGACACGUCCGUUUCGCGUUAUCAAUGUCCGAGAAGAUAGUAUUGGCGUGUUCAUCGGAAAAAAGGAACAUGCUUCAAAACGAAAAAUCGUGUUCAUCAGCGCUCCAAAUUUGCUUCAAAACAGUACUAAUUUUUGUUUUGGAGCAAGUUUUUUGCGUUUCGAAGCAAUUUACGUUUUGUACGAUGAACACGCCAUAGAAAAAAGAAUCGAAAAGGUUUGUUUUUCUUAAUUUUGAGAGUUUUCCAUUUUGUUACCGAGGUCCGAGACAGGGUGUGCGAUGUGCCCUGUCAGUUUCUGAGCCCGGGCGAGGCUGAGCCAAGCCCUAAGCAAAAAAACAGGCCCAAAAAGCUCAAGUUUUCAAGUCGAACAUCAGGUUUUUUUAAUAAAAAUAAUAAAUAAAAAAUCGUGUUUUUGAUUAUUUUAUAUACCUCAAGUUCAAAAAGAAACUACGAAUUUUAAAAUAAGCGUUUUUUUCGGUGAGAAAACUGAGUUUGGAUUCAAAUCUUUUUUUCUGCCUGGCCUGGCCCAGACCCGCGCAGGUUUCUUCGCAAAAAUCAGUCUCGCCAAACGCACAAGUCCCGACCUCGGUACCGAAAACCGUACACGCCCCGGCCGCUUCUGAGCAUUUCUAAUAAUUCCUUCAGCGGCUUCAGCAUUUUUUGUUCAAUAGAAUUUGUGAACCACUGUUGUUUCUUGUCUCCUUUGCAACUUAACACAGAACAAAAAGCCCUCAACUGCUUUUAAGAGCAUUGGGCUGGUACCUGGUAUUGUCUAGUCGGCCUCGCAGGUGAUCGAGCUCUGUCCGCCUGUAGUUCGAAAAAGUCGUCGCUGAUUGGGGAAGGCGGACUUCUUGCCUCGUGAUUAACUGAAGUUUCCAAGAUAAAAUACUUUCAAAUUCGGAAAGAGAGGAUAUAAAUCCGGUAUGAAAAAAAGACCAGCGAAAAUUUAAACGGCGACUUUUCGGAUUUUUUCAUAUCGCCAGGGAACUUUCCGACGGCCACCUUUCCGACGAAACUUUUUCCGACUUUUUUCUCAAUGAACUUUUCGUUUUUAAUCUUCCUAUAUAUAGAAAUAGGAAAAAAAAUGUUGAUAGAUUUUUUUCAUAAAUCGAAAAUAUAAGAGAAAAAAGUCGGAAAAAGAUUCGGCGGAAAGGUGGCCGUCGUAAAGUUACCUAGCGAUACGAAAAAAUCGGAAAAGUCGCCGUUCGAAUUUUCGCUGGUCUUUUUUUCAUACCACCAUAAAUCCAAAAAUUGAAAAAUUUGUACAAACACAUAAAACCGCCGAAUCUGGUGAGAGAGCUUCUAACAACCGCAUUUUUUUAAUGUUUAUAUAUCUCGGGUAACGUUGGAACGGUGGAUAAUGGCCGCUAAAAAGGGGAGCCUCAAAAAAGUAGCAAAAAAAAUGCCUUUAUCGAGCCCUUCGUUUUUUCUGAGAUUUUUAAGGCUCAAGAAACGGUGGAAAAGAGAGUGGUAGCGAAAAUGGUGCAUAAGAGCUGAUGAAAUGGCCUAAAAAGGCAGCAAAAAGGAGCCUUUUUCACCCUAACAGGGGAGGUCACUUAACUUUGCGAUUGGGAAUUCCCUGAAAAUCGACCAGAACACUUCUUGAUGUACCAGAUAAAGAUCCGGGAAGUGUCAACCUGCACAACUUCCUAGUUUUCGAGAAAUAAGGUCUCAAAGCCUCAAAAUAGCCCAUUUGAUUGUGAGGGUCUCAUUUGCCUUUGAGGCGUCGUUUCUCAAAAACGAGGAAGUUGUGCAGGUUGAGACUUUCAGAAUCUUCUUCAGGUAGAUCAAGAAGCGUUCUGCUCAAUUUUCAGGAAAUUCCCAACCGCAAAGUAAAAUGACCUCGCUUGUGAAAGGAAAAUGUCUAUGGAGCCUUUUUCCGACUUUGCCCAUGAUAUCGAAUCAAGAUUUUUUUGGUUUUGAUUCAGUGUUAAUAAGGUCAAACUUUUUUUUUCCUCAUCAUGAAAUUUUUCGAAACGAAAACCUUUAAAACCUCACCAAUUGUUCCAGUAGCAGUCGGCAGAUUUGUUUUCCAAUUUUCAAUCAUGAGACGUUUUUUUCUGAAGGUAAGUAAUUAAAAAAGAAAUUCUUAGAUAUCAAACUGCUUUAUUUGGAGUUGUCGUCGGUUCUUCAUGGACUGAUCAGGACAAGUUCGUUGAAGGCUUUCUGCAAUUUCAAGAUUGAAAAAAAUCGAGUCGAUUGCACUAUUAUUAUUACAAUGUUUUUACUGACUAGCUAUGUAAAGUCGUUAGGAAAUCAGGGAAGCACUAAUCUGUAAGAAGAACUACCUAGGCGGUGCGCUAGAGCUCCGCUCAGCCUUGUCAAAACUAAGUAUCCUAGACGCCGAAGGCCACGGCAUUUUCCGCGGGGGUCCCAUCAUCGCUUUGUCAGCAUCGCGCUGCCAACAGUUUGGUGCUUCCGCCACCGGAAUGGGCUUCGGCGUGACUUUGCGUAUCCAAUUCGCAAGCGAAAAGGAUCGGCACUCCGGGAGUCCCGCGGGCCUAAUCUACUAGCGCUUACAAGUCAGAAUCUCAUUUUUUGAAUUUUCAUGAAAGUUCGAAAAAAUAAUUAUCUUGACGUUAAAAUGCAGAAGCGAGACGAGUCGUGAAGAAAGCUAGAAGGAUAUUUGAAAAGAAGAAAUGACACGCGGUCACGUGCAUCGAUAUAGAAAAAAAUGCCUUGCCACGUGGUUUCACGUUUUUUUCUCACGUUUGUUUUUUUUUUUUGCAGAGAAUGAAUUUUUUAUUUUCAAUAUAAUUUUGGGUCAAAAGGUAGAGAGAGUGAAGAAUCUAAAAAAAUUAAAGUUUUUAAAUUUUGGACUCUCUAGUUUUUUUUUCCGCGGUUUUUCUAUCUGUUUGGUCCUUUUUGUAGAAAAAUAAUUCGCGUAGAUUUGAGUCAAAUUGAUUUUGCUGAAGUUUUUUUAAAUUUGAUUUAGAAAUAAUCUGAAUUACAUUAUUUUUUUCUAGUUCCUAGAACUUAUUAAACAAUUCGCCAUACAAGGUUUUUAUAAUUUCUACUUUCUAUCUAAUAAUUGAUCCAUAUUUAAGAAAGUAAAAAUAAUUUCCACGAAAUUCAAUUUCAUUUUUCUUUGACUCAAAAAAAUUGAUUAUCGAAUAAUCGAUUUUAUUGACAAUUUUACAUUUAUUGGAGAGACUUUGAGCUGAAAAAAAUGACCAAUUUUUCUAAUAUUUCAGAUUUUUUUCACAGUUUGCUCAAAGAUUUCCACUCUUUUUGAUGAUUUUUGAUUCGGUUAGCUUUUUUUAUUCCAAAUCUUCUAAUAAUUUGCAAGGGGUCGAAUAUUUGAAUAUUUAUUUCACUCUAAUGCAUAGAAUAACGGCUUAUUUUUUUAAAAUGAUCAUUUCAGAACCUCCGACUGAUCGUCCAUGCCGUUUCUCUUGGAGGAACAGAAUCGCUCAUCGAGCAUCCUUUGUCGAUUUCCCAUGGACCCCAGCUGAUGAGAGGAGAAAUCAGAGUACCUCACGUGGCUCCGGGACUUCUGCGCUUCAGGUUUGAAUUUAUUCUUAUGAAAUUUGAAGAAAUUAAUCUAAAAAAAUCAAGAAUUUUUUUAUCAAUUUUUUUGAUGGUUUCCAGAUUUUUUUCACAUGGUUUUUUUAAAUGAAUUGGAAUCCUAACUUGUUUAAAAUAAACUAAAACAUGUCUUUUCUGAAAUUGUCCAUGAAAACCAUUUGGAAAUAUUUAGAUUUGAUCGAAAACGGUUUUUUUUUACCAAGUACCGAUUAAUUUUCGAUUUUUGAUGAUUUUUCCUUUUUUCCAGUGUUUAAUUUGACCUUUUCACAUGGUUUUUUGAUAAAUUUUCACUUCACUGUUUAAAAAUGAACUGAAGCAUGUCCAUUUUGAGAUUGCACGUAAAACCAUUUAGAAAUCUUUGAAGUCGGUCGAAAAUGGCUCAAGGGCCGAUUAAUUUUCAGUUAUCGAUGAUUUUUCCUUUUUUCCAGUGUUUAAUUUGACCUUUUCACAUGAUUUUUCGAUCAAUUGAAAUCCUAACAUAUUUAAAAUGAACUGAAACAUGUCCUUUUUGAGAUUACCCGUGAAAAUCAUUUGGAAAUCUUUGAACUCGGUCGAAAACGGCUUUUUUUUCCAUGGGACCUUUUAAUUUUCGAUUUUUGCUGAUUUUCCCUUUUUUCCAACGUUUGAUUUGACCCUUUUCACAUGAUUUUUCGAUCAUUUGAAAUCCUAAUUUGUUUAAAAUGAACUAAACCAUGUCUUUUCUGAGAUUACACUUGAAAACCGUUUAGAAAAAUGUGAACUCGGUUGAAAACGGCGUUUUUUCCAAGGGACCGAUUAACUUACCAUUUUUUUGCUGAUUUUUUUCCUUUUUUUCCAGCGUUUAAUUUGACCCUUUUCACAUGAUUUUUUGAUAAAUUUCUCUCCUUAUUUGUUUAAAAUGAACUAAAGCAUGUCCUUUUGGAGAUUAACCCUGAAAACCUUAUGAAAACAUUUAAUUUUGAUCAAAAACGGCUUUUUUUGCCAAGAGACCGAUUAACUUUCGAUUUUUGAUGACUUUUCUUUUUUCCAGUGUUUAAUUUGACCUUUUCACACAUGAUGUUUUUGAUCAAUUGAAAUCUCAACUUGUUUUAAAAAAACUAAACCAUGUCUUUCCUAAGAUUAAAUGUAAAAACCAUUUAGAAAUCUUUGAAUUCGGUCGAAAACUUUUUUUUUUUCAAGGGACCUUCGAUUUUCGAUGGUUUUCCUUCAGAGUUGUAUAUUCAAGGCUUCAUUUUUCCAUCUGAAACCUGUCCGAAAAAUUUUAAAACUGUUAAAUUCAUUCUCAACAAAAGAAAACCUUUCAAAAAAGAACUUGAUUUUUUUUUUCUGUGAAGUCUUAACAGGGGAGCUCAUUUUACUUUGCGGUUGGGAAUUUCCUGAAACCUGGUCAGAACACUUCUCCAUGUACCAAACGGAAAUCCUGGAAGCCGCAACUUGCAAAACUUCCUAAGAAACUUCAAAGUCAGAGUAAUAUAUGAAAAAAUAGGCUAUUUUGAGGCUUUAAGCCCAUAUUUCUCGAAAAUUAGGAAGUUGAGACUUCAUGAAUCUUUGUCUGGUACAUCAAGGAGUAUCCCGGCCAAUUUUCAGGAAAAUCCCCAGCCGCAAAGUAAAAUGACCUCACUUGUAAGUGGGUCUUUGUAACAGGGAGUGUAUGCUUUAAAAGUUGGUAUUUAUAACAAAAAAAAAACCUUUAUAUUAGCCUUUAAUGGUCAUAACCAUAAUGCCGAGAUUGGGAUCUUACCCAGGUAUCCCACGACCCAAAAACACCGUAAAUGCCAAAAAAAGGGGGAGAGCCUAUUCGGCGGCCCCUCGUAAAACCACUUGGAUAAAAAUCUAAUCGAAGGCGUCGAUCAGCUCUUUUUUCCAACAAUCUUUCGGUUUUGUGACCUUGGAUACCUACCUUUUUGGUAGGAUUAUCUGACUUUAUGGUUUAAAAAAGGUUCCUUUUUUGCUGAUUUUUUUGAAAUCUUGACUUGAAAGGGUUAUGAAAGAUGGGAAAUCGAUUGGAAAUUGGUUUAAAAGUACAGAUUACCAGGAGAAGAAGAAAAAUCAAGGGAAAUAUCUUGGAUUUGAGUUUUUAAAAUAUCUAAAUUGAUUUUUUUAAGCUUUCAAGUUCAGGGGGAUAAUUGAGUCGAGGUUUAUAGAAUCCUAAACUUUCAAGGCUUUUUUUCGAAUUUUGUCAGCUUGGAAUAGGUUUUCUUCCAUAUCUUUUUCAAGCCUAAAAUCCCAAUUUUCAGUAAAGGCAUCUGAAAUUGUUAGAUUGGAACUAUACCCCCCUAGAAAUCAAUAAAAAUGUUCAAUUUCAAUUUUUCCAGCGUCGGAGUUGAAGACGCCAAGGACAUCAUUGCGGACCUCGACCGGGCAUUGGCUCAAAUUUAA